AUGGAUGGAUCUCAAAGAGGGGAAUCAGAUGAUAUUGAAGCUGUUCUGAGAUUUCCACUUCGUGGGAAGAUAAAAGCGAGCGACGGUGCCGUCCCUUCACUCAUGCUACUUCUGUUGCUUCAAAGAGGAGGAGGGCAUGCAUACUAUACGAGAGAGCUUCAUGUAAAUUCGUCUGCACACGUCUUUGCUCCUCAGUUAUUCAGUGUAGGAGAACACUCUCCAAGAGAUAUCGAUGAGUACUUUUUCAUGAAGAUGGAAUUCCACACAUCAUCUUUGAUCAGUGCGCUUUAUUGUUCGAUUAUUAAUUUAUAA
Molecule: messenger RNA, 312 nt
Organism: Necator americanus (New World hookworm)
Lineage: Eukaryota; Metazoa; Nematoda; Chromadorea; Rhabditida; Ancylostomatidae
Exons: 2
Coding region: 1-312 (103 amino acids)
Source: RefSeq, a predicted model, not a curated record